Molecule: messenger RNA, 246 nt
Organism: Clonostachys solani
Lineage: Eukaryota; Fungi; Ascomycota; Sordariomycetes; Hypocreales; Bionectriaceae
Source: the annotation of a GenBank genome assembly
AUGUUGGAAUAUUGGCCGGAGAUGCUGUACUCAGGGAUCAGAGAUGCUGGCUCGGUUCUCGCCGGAUGUCCGCCUGCUGGUUGGAUUUGCCAUUCUACGAGGAAACGGCGUCCUGAUAGAGUAGAUCCUACGCUCGACUGCCGCCAAACGCCAACAUCGAAGGAAGAGCGUGAUCUGGGUGUGAGUUCAACUCAGAUGGUGAGAUGGAUGUCUGGCAUGGCCUCCUGGUCCUGGCCGUGGCCGUAG